Messenger RNA from Hermetia illucens (black soldier fly), 607 nucleotides. Its product is annotated as myosin-4-like. Bases 166 to 426 code for a protein of 86 amino acids. The transcript has 2 exons. The record is from RefSeq and is a predicted model, not a curated record. NCBI's taxonomy places the organism in Eukaryota, Metazoa, Arthropoda, Insecta, Diptera, Stratiomyidae.
AAAUUUCGCAGUUUAGCUGGUGGGUUUCAGCGAAACAGACAAAAGUGAGACCAUCUGAGUGAAUUGGAAUUAGAUACUGUUGAAGCAGAGUAUCUGUGUUAUUGAAAGAUUGUUGGGUGCUGUUAAAAGUGUAUUUCGAAUAGUUGACCUAAAAAUUCGCCAACAAUGAGUGACUUAACUGAUUCAAUUGCCCGCCUCCAAGCCUUACGUGAACGAAUUAGGAAAGCAGAGGAAGCUGCAGCGCGAGAGGAACAAUUGAGGAGAGAAACUGAGGAAGCAGCUACUAAACUUGUAAUGGAAAAUGCAGACAUCAAGCAUGAAGUGACCAAGGAAAGGCAGAAUCUGGAGGAAUGUGUGAAACAAUAUGAGCAGCUGGACUCUCAGAAGGGCAACAUUGAGAAGACAUUACAGAACAUUCAAAAUUAAGGAUCACCAAGGUUAUGUCUGGAAGAAUAACUCAUACAGCUGAGACGAAUGGCUAAACAAAAUGAGUGUUGACUAUAUAAGGGACACGUAACCGUCAAAAAUAUAAAUUAUAAUUAAGAAAAAAACUGAUUGUAACCUACUUGUUUUAUAUCCUUUCUGAAUAAAUAUAGGACCCGGCAAA